CCGAUCUGGUUGCCGCACUGGCCGGCCUGCAGGUGUACGAUCUCCCUCAUGGCGUCGGCGUCGGCGGCGGCGGUGGCGGCGCAGAUGGCGGCGGCGGAAGCGGCGGCGCACGAUGACCCCGGGCCUGCCCAAGAGCUGCUGGUGGCCUGGAAUACCGUGAGCACCGGACUGGUGCCUCCGGCCGCUCUGGGACUGGCAUCCUCCCGGACCAGCGGUGCGGUCCCUCCAAAGGAGGAGGAGCUCCGGGCGGCUGUGGAGGUUCUCAGGGGCCACGGUCUGCACUCGGUCCUGGAGGAGUGGUUCGCAGAGGUGCUGCAGAACGACCUGCAGGCUAACAUAUCCCUCGAGUUCUGGACUGCCGUCUCCCAACGUGAGAACUGUGCAGACGAGCCCCAGAGUCUUCUGCUGCUUCUUGAUGCUUUCGGGCUCCUGGAGAGCCGCCUGGAUCCCUACCUGCGUAGUCUAGAGCUCCUGGAGAAAUGGACUCGUCUGGGCUUGCUCAUGGGCACCGGUGCUCAGGGGCUUCGGGAAAAGGUUCAUACCACGUUGCGGGGCGUCUUGUUCUUUUCCACUCCCAGAACUUUUCAGGACAUGAUUCAGCGCCUCUAUGGGCGCUUCUUGAGGGUUUACAUGCAGAGUAAGAGAAAAGGAGAAGGAGGAACCGACCCCGAACUGGAGGGGGAAUUGGACAGCAGAUACGCCCGCCGCCGGUACUACCGCCUUCUGCAGAGCCCACUCUGUGCGGGAUGUGGCAGUGACAAGCAGCAGUGCUGGUGCCGCCAGGCACUGGAGCAGUUCCACCAGCUCAGCCAAGUCCUACACAGGCUUAGUCUGCUGGAGCGGGUCAGCGCCGAGGCUGUGACCGCCACCCUGCACCAAGCGACCCGGGAGAGGAUGGAGGACCGCUGCCGGGGCGAGUAUGAACGCUCCUUCCUGCGCGAGUUCCACAAGUGGAUUGAGAGGGUGGUCGGCUGGCUGGGCAAGGUGUUCCUGCAGGAUGGGCCCAGCAGGCCUGCGUCCCCAGAGGCUGGGAGCAGCCUGCGCCGGUGGCGCUGCCACGUGCAGAGGUUCUUCUAUCGUGUCUACGCUAGCCUGCGCAUUGAGGAGCUCUUCAGCAUCAUCCGAGACUUCCCGGACUCCCGGCCAGCCGUGGAAGACCUCAAGUACUGCCUGGAGAGGACCGACCAGAGGCCGCAGCUUCUUGUGUCCCUCAAGGCUGCCCUGGAGACGCGACUCCUCCACCCAGGCGUGAACACGUGUGACAUCAUCACCCUGUACAUCUCCGCCAUCAAGGCGCUGCGUGUGCUGGAUCCCUCCAUGGUUGUCCUGGAGGUGGCCUGUGAGCCCAUUCGCCGCUACCUGAGGACGCGGGAGGACACGGUGCGGCAGAUCGUGGCAGGGCUGACCGGGGACUCGGACGGGACGGGGGACUUGGCUGUCGAGCUGUCCAAGACGGACCCGGCAAGCCUGGAGACCGGCCAGGACAGCGAGGAUGACUCCGGCGAGCCAGAGGACUGGGUCCCCGACCCUGUGGACGCGGAUCCAGGGAAGUCUAGCUCUAAGCGGCGCUCCUCGGACAUCAUCAGCCUGCUGGUCAGCAUCUACGGCAGCAAGGACCUCUUCAUCAACGAGUACCGCUCGCUGCUGGCCGACCGCCUCCUGCACCAGUUCAGCUUCAGCCCCGAGCGGGAGAUCCGCAACGUGGAGCUGCUGAAGCUGCGGUUUGGCGAGGCCCCGAUGCACUUCUGCGAGGUUAUGCUCAAGGACAUGGCAGACUCGCGCCGCAUCAAUGCCAACAUCCGCGAGGAGGACGAGAAGCGGCCCGCAGAGGAGCAGCCGCCGUUCGGGGUCUACGCCGUCAUCCUCUCCAGCGAGUUCUGGCCGCCCUUCAAGGAUGAGAAGCUGGAGGUUCCUGAGGACAUCAGGGAGGCCCUGGAGGUCUACUGCAGGAAGUACGAGAAGCUGAAGGCCAUGCGGACGCUCAGCUGGAAGCACACCUUGGGCCUGGUGACCAUGGAUGUGGAGCUGGCUGACCGCACCCUGUCCGUGGCGGUGACCCCUGUGCAGGCGGUGGUCCUGCUGUACUUCCAGGACCAAGCCAGCUGGACCCUGGAGGAGCUGAGCAAGGUGGUGAAGAUGCCCGUGGCGCUGCUGCGGCGGCGGCUGUCGGUGUGGCUGCAGCAGGGCGUGCUGCGCGAGGAGCCGGCCGGCACCUUCUCGGUGGUGGAGGAGGAGCGGCCCCAGGACCGGGACGGCAUGGUGCUCGUCGACAGCGACGACGAGAGCGACUCGGGCCUGGCCUCGCAGGCCGACCAGAAGGAGGAGGAGCUGCUGCUCUUCUGGACCUACAUCCAGGCCAUGCUGACCAACCUGGAGAGCCUGUCGCUGGAGCGCAUCUACAGCAUGCUGCGCAUGUUCGUGGUCACCGGCCCCGCGCUGGCCGAGAUCGACCUGCAGGAGCUCCAGGGCUUCCUGCAGAGGAAGGUGCGCGACCAGCAGCUCGUCUUCUCCGCCGGCGUCUACCGCCUGCCCAAGAGCUGCGGCUGAGCCGUCGCCAGGCCCCGCCCCCGGCCCACACCCCCGCCCGGCCCCCAGGAUGCGAGUAAAGCCCACGGUUCUCCCUCCCUCUCUGUCCUGCUGGCUCUGUGGGCUUCGUGGACAUGCGGUCAGGUUCUCCCUCCAGACCAGCCUACAACAGAGCCUGGCAGAGCCCGGCACCCAGGAGUUGGUGGGGAGCUGCGCACCUGUGCUUGGGCUCCAGGCCGGGAGUCCUGGCACGUGGUGUCUCUGGGCCACCGUGGCUGACAGGCCCCCGUCGCUCUCGUGGCUUGGGCAGGAGCUCACGGGGGGUGGGCUGUUUGGGAGGUGGGCCCUCCUGGACCCCCCUCCUGAGGGACCUCCAGCUCCAGCCUCACCCCUCCGGCCUUUGAAAGAAGCCCUCGGGUCCCCCUCUCUCUGCCCGGCACGAGG
Molecule: messenger RNA, 2970 nt
Organism: Kogia breviceps (pygmy sperm whale)
Lineage: Eukaryota; Metazoa; Chordata; Mammalia; Artiodactyla; Physeteridae
Gene: ANAPC2
Product: anaphase promoting complex subunit 2
Biological process (GO): ubiquitin-dependent protein catabolic process; metaphase/anaphase transition of mitotic cell cycle; protein K11-linked ubiquitination
Cellular component (GO): anaphase-promoting complex
Molecular function (GO): ubiquitin protein ligase binding
Source: RefSeq, a predicted model, not a curated record